UGCCAGGGCGCCUCAGCGAGGCUCAUGCGGCUGAUGGGCCACACUACAUGUACAUGUACCUAAGACAGCAGCCACUCCUCCCUCGAGAAAAGGCAUUUCGUUUUAGGCCAGCUGUCUGUCCUACGCACGAAGAUUACAUCACACUCUUUCAUCCCUCCUCCACGCCGAUACUCACACACUCAGCAACUUACACGCCCCGCCAUAACCAAAGCAGACGAGCUAUAAAUAUCUUUUUCCCCAAUUCAGCUGAGGAAAGACACCACAAGGGAAGGCAAGGGACAGGAAAAACCUGCGAGAAUGAGCUCUCCCAGCGGCAGCACGGGAGCUUCUCAGCGAGCUUCGGAGAUCAACAGCGCCAUGCUCAAUGUCCCCGGCUACGCAGAUGACAGCAUGCUCUUCAUGAUGCGCUACGGUGCGUUGGCCAAGGAGACGCUACGCAAAGUCGACUGGGAUGAAUUCCAGCUUCGCCUAUCGGCCAUGAACACACACUGGUACAAAAGCCACAGAGGGAAAACCACUGCUAUUGGCGCUGGAAGUGACGACAGCAUCGUUGACGUCGGCUCCCGCGGCACCGGCGAGGGCGAUGGAGCAAACACAGCUGCUGUGGCGGCUGCCAGCGAUGCCAAAGACUCGCCUAUUGCAACUGCUGCUGCCACUUGUGACGCCGUGGAUCCGGCCUCUGUGCCUGGGCCUGAGCCUGAGACGGACCCCGAGGCCGCAGAGCUCAAGGCUCGGACGUUGGAGCUUAUCCAGGACUUUCCGGGCUUGGUGCGCGAUUUUGACAGGUUUGUCGAGUGUACAAGGAUAAUGGCGACAAGAUAUAAGCGGUAAGCCAAAGGUUGGAAGGCAGCUAGCAAAGGGAGAAAAAAAAAAAGACUAAAUAAUACACGCAAAGCUACAAGUAUGAUGGCGAAAAUGGAUCCCUCGUAUCAAGGCGGUAACGUUGAAUCCAGCUUAAAAUUAUUUCAUUAAACACUUUUUAUGUUCUAGACAACUUUUUUUUUUCAAUAAUAACA
Messenger RNA from Trichoderma asperellum CBS 433.97, 1016 nucleotides. RefSeq lists its product as uncharacterized. Lineage: Eukaryota; Fungi; Ascomycota; Sordariomycetes; Hypocreales; Hypocreaceae. The record is from RefSeq and is a predicted model, not a curated record.